UUAGUGAGCGGUGGCUUUUCUGGAUGGAUCAAAAUACUGUAAAUUUCGUAACGCGAUUAAACGUGACAGAUUGGAUUCAUUAUGGUUGUUUGUAAAUAUUAUCAACAAGGCAAUUGUCGCUAUGGACAGUACUGUCAGUUCGAACAUAUAAAUACCUUCGGGGCCAAUAAUAACAAAGUUGAAUCUUAUAAUGACGACGAAUAUACGGCGGUCGCCGUUGCGAAAGAAGUACUCAGUGCUGAAAGAGGUGGACAAUGGUUGCUGUCGUGUUUUGCACCACUUAAACAUAGGCCAUGCAUUCCGGGCAUGGAAGAUCUUUCACCAGAAGAAGUGCGAUGGAAAAUGUAUCAAGCUCAAAAAAAUGGAAUGGUGGAACAAGCGAAAUUGCAUUUUCAACAACUAUGCCAAGACAUGAAAGCUAAACGAGAUGCCUUAAAAAAUCCUACUCGAGAGACAGUAGCAAUGCUGAAAGAACUUCAAGGAAAUGCUCGAAAAGGACUCCCCAGCAAUACCCCAUCUACCAAUGUUUUUGGGAAUAAAUCAUUCGUGAGCCAAAACAACCCAUUUGGCGGAGGUUUUGCUUCGCAAAAUACUACAUCGAUAUUUGGAAGAAAAAAUAACACCUCCAAUCCUGCAUUUGGUGGAACUCCAUCUUUUGGCACCAGUUUAGGUUGUUUUGGCAGUGUAACCAGUAGUAGUUCAGUGUUUGGCGGAACUACGAAUACCGCUGGUGUUACCACCUUCAGUUCAGGACAAAACGCGCAGUCUUUCGGAACGACUGGUUCAAUUUUUGGAGCGGGAACUCAGCAAUCUGUUUUUGGACAACCUAGCGUAUUUGGAGCAUCUGGUCAAGUAAACAACGUUUUCGCAAGACCCCAGACAUCGCAAUCAACGACAUCGGCAUUCAAUACUGGAGCAGCAUCCUCUUCGUCAAUAUUUAGCAGCGGCUCUGCCCCUCAGUCUAACGCGUCUCCAUUUGGUGGAGCCAAAACGACUACCGCUAAUCCAUUCGGUGCUACCUCGACGUUACAGACUGCGAACCCUCUCUUUGGAACAACACCGUCAACGGGAUCAUUCAGUUCUGGAAUAUUUUCCCAACCAAAAACGGUACCUGCUUUUGGAGGAGCACCUGUUUUCGGUAGCGGAGCGAACUUUGGAAACGCACCUGCGCCAUUGUUCAGCGAACAACCAACGUUCGGCGGUUCUAGCAAUAUCUUCGGCGGACCCAGUACUACGACACCGACCUUCAGCUCCGCUGCUCAAUCCGGAAAUGCUUUCGGUGCUCCUACAUCUACGCCUGCCGUGAAUUUAUUUGGAAGUGCUCAAAACCCUCCGCCUGCUAUAUCUACACCUAACGCAUCUCCGUUCAGUACAACCACCCCCACGAUCAACAGUCCUUUCGGAACAGGCACGCCUACGACCAGCAGCCCUUUCGGUGCAGCCACGCCUACGACCAGCAGUCCUUUCGGUGUAGCCACGUCUACGACCAGCAGUCCUUUCGCCACCGCAACAUCACAUUUUGAACCUACCAGUUCAACUGCUGCUGGUCCCUUUUCAAGACCCACGUUUGGCAUGACCACAGGAACUACUGGGGAUACUUUUGGUACUACCGUCACAUCUUCCACCGCUCCAUUCAGCACCGCUAAUACCGGAAUCCCGUUUGGCACUCCUAGUAACGCGGCUCCACUUUUUACGACGUCUACGUUCGGUGAUUUGAAGAGUUCACCGUUCGCUACCACGAAUACUACAGUUACGACUACAAACACAAAUCCGUUUGCACCAAGGACACAACAAACCACUUUACCGUUUGGCAAUUUCGUUCAAAACGAUCCAGCUAAUACGGUUACAGUGUCUACGGCCAGUCCGUUUGGAGCUACGAUGACAACGGCUGUUAUCGACGAUAGCGUAUACUCGAUAGAAGGUCAAUUAACGGAUGAUGAGAAGCAAAUGUAUUUAGCGGAGAAAUUUAUCUUUGGCAAGAUUCCGUUGAAGCCACCUACUAAAGACAUAAGGUAACUUAACGUUAUGAUCGGUCAGUGGAACAUAUAUGUGCUGUGAUACUUAUUUCCUAUGAAUGUACUACCCAAAUUCGCAACAUUGUAAUAGUAACAAAUAAUAUAUUUACCGUCAGUGCAGUUCAGUUUUCUAUAGAACUUCGUAAAAUGUUCUUUUUAUCGAACGAAUGCAAUGAGAACCACCAGAAACAUUCUAAUAAUAUAACAAAAUAUGUAAUAAAAACCAAGAUUCGUGUUAUAACAGCGUACUGUAGAUUCGUUCCUCACGCUCCAUUCUAUAAUGUGUCGCAAAAUCAAAUAUAUCAAAUAUGUAUAUAUAUCAAUCUCUUUUAAUUUAAUCAAUUACAUAGUUAUUUACAUA
Molecule: messenger RNA, 2376 nt
Organism: Hylaeus volcanicus
Lineage: Eukaryota; Metazoa; Arthropoda; Insecta; Hymenoptera; Colletidae
Product: nuclear pore complex protein DDB_G0274915-like
Exons: 6
Coding region: 82-2016 (644 amino acids)
Molecular function (GO): metal ion binding
Source: RefSeq, a predicted model, not a curated record